Molecule: messenger RNA, 742 nt
Organism: Neurospora hispaniola
Lineage: Eukaryota; Fungi; Ascomycota; Sordariomycetes; Sordariales; Sordariaceae
Product: NADH:ubiquinone oxidoreductase 10.4kD subunit
Exons: 2
Coding region: 150-428 (92 amino acids)
Source: RefSeq, a predicted model, not a curated record
ACGAACCACCAUCGCGAACAUUGUCACUUUGCGCUUCAACCCGCGUCGUCGUCGAUCCCACCCAUACAAGUAGUCGUUGCUCGAGGGGCACAAUAUAACGCUGAGAAAGAGGACCGAAAUCGCGGUUUCAAACAGAAAAAAAAGCAACCAUGGUUCACAGAAUGGUCUUCUGGGCCGGCUUCGGCUUGGCUACCCGCGCCUGGUCAUUGGGCAUCGAGCGACGACCCAUCCUCGGCAGGUCUACCCUCUGGGGCUACCCCGUCUUCGCGGCCAUCGGUGCCAGCUUCGGCUAUUGGGUUCAGGGAGUGGACGAGCGACAGCAAGCUAUACUUCAGGAGCGCAAGCAGGCCAUUCUCGACAAGAGGGCGCGGAGGGCGGCGCGGCAGCAGGAGCAGGCCCACGGUGAACCCGAGGCGGCGGCGCAUUAAAAGGGCUGAUACGGAUUCUCAAAGCUCCCGGUAAAACGGUACGGGGCGAGGGAGAAGGAUAACCGACAUUGAUGGACGCCGAAUUGGGAUGGGGAAGUCUGAGAGUGGGACCUCAUGGAAUCACAGUACACUGGGGAAGAGAGAAAGAGGGACGCAAGGGCAGGUAGAUAGAUGGGCAGGAAAGGGAACCCACAGGACCUUUACGGCACGCCCAGCCAUCGAAGAAGAGAAGUCAGCACAUGAUAGACAUGCUACAGGCAGACACAGCAAGCAGGUAAACAAGUGUCUUGACAGUCGAGCUCAUUUGAAUUCAA